Oryzias latipes (Japanese medaka) is the source of this 12348-nucleotide messenger RNA. Lineage: Eukaryota; Metazoa; Chordata; Actinopteri; Beloniformes; Adrianichthyidae. The record is from RefSeq and is a predicted model, not a curated record.
ACAUAGCACGGGAUUUGGGUUUAGAUGUGAAAAGAUUAAAAUCAGGCAAAGCCCGUUUAUUUACGAGCGACAGUGCAGAAUUCAUCGAACUGGACAGAGAAAGAGGAGUCCUCCUCGUCAGGGAGAGAAUCGACAGGGAGGCCCUCUGCAGACAGACUACGCCUUGCGCUUUACAUUUGCAGAUUAUUCUGGAAAGUCCGAUGGAGCUCUUCCGAAUCACGAUCGAAAUCACCGACAUUAACGACAACAGUCCGAGUUUUAAAAAUGACGAGAGACGUUUUGAAAUCAGCGAGUCGGCUGUGACGGGAUCGAAAUUUGUGUUAGAGAGAGCGGUUGAUUUGGACAUUGGCAUAAAUGGUUUGAAAAAUUACAGUCUGAAACCCACGGACAAUUUUAUAUUGAAAACGGAAAGUCAAGCGGAUGGAAAUAAGAAGGUUGAGAUGGUUUUACACAAGCCGCUAGACAGAGAGAAAGAGGAGCGCAUAUCACUGCUGCUGAAAGCAGUGGAUGGAGGAGAUCCUCCGAUGUCUGGAACGCUGAAAAUAUAUGUAACUGUGCUCGAUGUUAAUGACAACGCUCCCGUUUUUUCACAGUCACUUUACAAGGCAGCAAUAGCGGAGAAUUCUGGGAAAGGAACAACACUAACAUCAGUGAGCGCUUCUGAUGCAGAUAAAGGGACAAACAGUGAAAUUACUUACGCUGUGUCCACUACUAUAGACAGCAUUUCUGAAAUGUUUAUGAUAAAUGAAAAAGGUGAAGUCAUUUUAGUGGGUGACAUUGAUUAUGAAAAAUCAAAAACCUAUCAAAUUGAUGUUGAAGCAAAGGACAGUGGGGGUCUUUCUGAUUCUAGUAAGGUUAUAGUUGACAUUAUUGACAUUAAUGAUAAUAAACCAAUGAUAAAUAUUAUGUCAAAAUCAGAUUCUAUUCCUGAAAACUCUAAGCAAAAUAGUAUUAUAGUUAUGUUUAAUGCCCUUGACCCGGACUCGGGUAACAAUGGUCAAGUGAAAUGCAGUUUGAGUGACAACAUUCCGUUUACAAUAACUGCUUCACAUGAGUUCUAUAGUUUAGUGACAGACAGUGAAUUAGACAGAGAGACAGCGUCAGAGUAUAACAUCACAGUGACCUGCUCUGAUGAAGGAGUCCCCUCCCUCUCCAGCAGCGUCACUCUCACCUUACAGAUCUCUGAUGUGAAUGACAACGCACCUGUCUUUGAGAGGAGCUCAUAUGAGGCCUACAUUGUAGAAAACAACACACCAGGUGUGUCUAUUUUCACUGUGAAAGCCACAGACGCUGACUGGAAGCAGAAUGCGCGUGUUUCUUACAUUCUGGAGGACUCCUAUGUGAACGGAGUGCCAGUCUCCUCAUAUGUGUCCGUCAGUGCUGACAGUGGAGUCAUCCACGCAGUGCGCUCUUUUGACUACGAGCAGAUCAAAGACUUCCGGUUCUGCGUCAAAGCGCAGGACGGAGGCUCUCCUCCACUCAGCAGCAACGUAACAGUGAAAAUCCAGAUCCAGGACCAGAACGAUAACCCGCCUCAGGUUCUGUAUCCGGUCCAGACUGCUGGCUCUGUGGUGGCUGAAAUGGUGCCUCGUUCAGCUGAUGUGGGCUACCUGGUGACUAAAGUGGUGGCUGUUGAUGUGGACUCUGGACAGAAUGCCUGGCUCUCCUAUAAACUGCAGAAAGCCACAGACAGGGCGCUGUUUGAAGUGGGCUCACAGAAUGGAGAAAUCCGAACUGUCCGCCAAGUGACUGAGAAAGAUUUGCUCAAACAAAGACUGACUGUGAUCGUGGAGGACAACGGGCAGCCCUCUCGUUCAGCUACAGUCAUUGUGAACGUGGCGGUGGCGGACAGCUUCCCUGAAGUGCUGUCGGAGUUCACUGACUUUCCACACGACAAGGACUACAAUGACAACCUGACUUUUUACUUAGUGCUGGCUCUGGCUGUGGUUUCUUUCCUCUUCAUCACGUGUUUAGUGGUCAUCAUCUCCGUCAAAAUCUACAGAUGGAGACAGUCUCGCAUCCUGUACCACUCCAGCCUCCCAGUGAUUCCAUAUUAUCCUCCACGUUACUCAGACACUUUGGGAACAGGGACUCUGCCACACACGUACAAUUACGAGGUGUGCAGAACCACUGACUCCAGAAAGAGUGACUGUAAGUUCGGCAGAGCUGGGAGUCAGAACGUGCUGAUAAUGGACCCCAGUUCUACAGGAACCAUGCAGAGGCUGCAGAGUGAGAAGAGCAUCCUGGAUGAACCAGAUUCUCCUCUGGAGGUCAUCCCAGAAGGCUUUAACAUCUCAGUGACUCUGCACAAGACAAAACAGGAAGGGCAGAAUGAUGGGUUUGAUGGCUUUAAGUUGUGGUCUUUGAACUCCGAUUGUUUCGAGGAAAAAAUGUCGGGGGGAACAAUAAGAUGGCAAGUACUGGUGUUUGCGUGGUUGUUUUCUGUCUGCUCGGUGGAUGGGCAGGUCGCUUAUUCGAUUCCUGAGGAAAUGUCCAAAGGCUCGAUAAUUGGGAACUUUGCGCAAGAUUUGGGUUUGGAUUUAAAACGAAUAAAGUCGGGAAAGGCGCGAAUUUACACGGAGGACAAUGGAGAAUAUGUCGAGCUGAAUAAAGACAAGGGACUCUUGCUUGUCAAAGAAAGGAUCGACAGAGAGGCGCUCUGCGGGCAGACUGCACCUUGCGCCAUUCAUCUCCAAAUCACGCUUGAAGACCCCAUCGAAUUUUACACGGUUACGGUUGAAAUAAAUGAUAUUAAUGAUAACGUGCCCAGCUUUAAAAAGGGUGAGAUGAAAUUCAGGAUCAGCGAGUCGGCCGUGGUCGGAGCUAAAUUCGCUCUCGAGAGAGCUAUGGAUUUGGAUGUUGGUGUCAACGGGCUGCAGAGGUACUCACUUAAACCUACCGAUAAUUUUAAUCUGAAACUAAACGAGCAAAAUGAUGGUAGUAAAAAUGUGGAGAUGGUUUUGCAAAAGGCGCUCGACAGAGAGAUGCAGCAGCAUAUCUCUUUAACCCUCACUGCCACGGACGGCGGAGAGCCUCAGCUUUCGGGGACGAUCAGAGUAGAAAUAUCUGUGCUUGAUGUUAAUGAUAACGCUCCUGUGUUUACGCAAAAAAUUUAUAAGGUUACUGUGAGUGAGACUGCACGAGCAGGAACUUUAUUAAGCACAGUGAGCGCUACAGAUGCAGACGAUGGCCCCAAUGCCAACGUGUUUUACGCAAUAACAAACACUUUAGAUGAUGUUCCUCGUUUGUUUCACAUUGAAGAAAAGAGCGGGGUGGUCUCCCUGAAGGGAAACCUGGAUUUUGAAAAGGCACAGCUCCAUGAAAUACGUGUGCAGGCCAGUGAUGAAGGAGGCUUAACAGACUCAUGUAAAAUUAUUGUUGAAGUAACUGAUACUAAUGAUAACCACCCAUCGAUUAAUAUAAUGUCAAAAACAAAUUCAAUAUCAGAAAACUCCAAAUCAGGAACUGUAAUCACUAUAUUAAACGUUCAGGAUAAUGACUUUGGUGAGAAUGGGAGAGUUACAUGUGAAAUUGGAGAGACUGUGCCAUUUUUGAUUGAAAAAACGUCCAAAAAAAUCUUUAGCUUAGUGACAGAAAGUGAAUUAGACAGAGAAACAGCGUCAGAGUAUAACAUCACAGUGACCUGCUCUGAUGAAGGAGUCCCCUCCCUCUCCAGCAGCGUCACUCUCACCUUACAGAUCUCUGAUGUGAAUGACAACGCACCUGUCUUUGAGAGGAGCUCAUAUGAGGCCUACAUUGUAGAAAACAACACACCAGGUGUGUCUAUUUUCACCGUGAAAGCCACAGACGCUGACUGGAAGCAGAAUGCGCGUGUUUCUUACAUACUGGAGGACUCCUAUGUGAACGGAGUGCCAGUCUCCUCUUAUGUGUCCGUCAGUGCUGACAGUGGAGUCAUCCACGCAGUGCGCUCUUUUGACUACGAGCAGAUCAAAGACUUCCGCUUCUGCGUCAAAGCGCAGGACGGAGGCUCUCCUCCACUCAGCAGCAACGUGACAGUGAAAAUCCAGAUCCAGGACCAAAACGAUAACCCGCCUCAGGUUCUGUAUCCGGUCCAGACUGCUGGCUCUGUGGUGGCUGAAAUGGUGCCUCGUUCAGCUGAUGUGGGCUACCUGGUGACUAAAGUGGUGGCUGUUGAUGUGGACUCUGGACAGAAUGCCUGGCUCUCCUAUAAACUGCAGAAAGCCACAGACAGGGCGCUGUUUGAAGUGGGCUCACAGAAUGGAGAAAUCCGAACUGUCCGCCAAGUGACGGAGAAAGAUUUGCUCAAACAAAGACUGACUGUGAUCGUGGAGGACAACGGGCAGCCCCCUCGUUCAGCUACAGUCAUUGUGAACGUGGCGGUGGCGGACAGCUUUCCUGAAGUGCUGUCAGAGUUUACUGACUUUCCACACGACAAGGAUUACAAUGACAACCUGACUUUUUACUUAGUGCUGGCUCUGGCUGUGGUGUCUUUCCUCUUCAUCACGUGUUUAGUGGUCAUCAUCUCCGUCAAAAUCUACAGAUGGAGACAGUCUCGCAUCCUGUAUCACUCCAGCCUCCCAGUGAUUCCAUAUUAUCCUCCACGUUACUCAGACACUUUGGGAACAGGGACUCUGCCACACACGUACAAUUACGAGGUGUGCAGGACCACUGACUCCAGAAAGAGUGACUGUAAGUUCGGCAGAGCUGGGAGUCAGAACGUGCUGAUAAUGGACCCCAGUUCUACAGGAACCAUGCAGAGGCUGCAGAGUGAGAAGAGCAUCCUGGAUGAACCAGAUUCUCCUCUGGAGGUCAGUUGUUUUGAGUUUCAAUUUGUCGGGAAAAGUGUCGGACAUUUUGUUCAGGAUUAUUUGUUUUUGUGUUGGAUUUUGCGGGGAAAACGUCGGAUCAGAACAAUGAGACGGCAAGUGCUGUUGUUUUCUGUGCUCCUUUUCUGCGGUUCUGCUUUUAGUCAAGUGAGCUAUUCAGUGCCUGAGGAAAUGCCACGUGGCUCUUUAGUUGGAAAAAUUGCUCAAGAUUUGGGUUUGGAUGUAAAACGACUGAAAUCUGGUCGUGCUCGGGUAUACUCUGGAGAAAGCGCUGAGUACGUCGAGCUCAAUAAAGAACGGGGACUCCUCCUUGUUAAAGACAGGAUGGACAGAGAGGCCAUAUGCCGACAGACGGUGCCCUGCGCGUUACAUUUUCAAAUCAUUUUGGAAAACCCCAUUGAGUUUUACAGUGUUACAGUCGAGAUAACAGAUGUUAAUGAUAAUCCCCCCACCUUUAAAACAGAGGAAGUCAGUUUUAAAAUCAGCGAGUCUGCUGUGAUCGGAGGGAGGUUCAUGCUGGACCGAGCUAUAGAUCUCGAUGUCGGUAAAAACGGUCUUCAGAAAUACGAGCUGACGCCUACGGAUAAUUUUGUCCUUAAAAGGGACAACCAGGGGGAUCGAACCGAGAAAACGGAAAUGAUUUUGCAGAAAUCUCUGGACAGAGAAAAGGAAGAAAUGAUAUCUUUAGUUUUAACUGCAUUUGAUGGAGGAGAACCGCAAAUGUCAGGCACGAUGCAGAUUUUAAUAACAGUGCUGGACAGUAAUGACAACGCCCCCGUUUUUACGCAAUCCACGUACACUGCCACCGUUACUGAAAAUUCACCUGAGGGAACUUUAGUUACCAAAGUCAGUGCAUCAGAUGCAGAUGAUGGAACAAAUGGAAGAAUAAGAUAUACAAUAACAAACAGUUUAGAUGAGGCUCACACAUUUUUUCUGAUAGAUGAAGAAAAUGGGGAGCUCAGAUUAAAAGGAGAAAUAGAUUAUGAGAUAGUACACAGUUAUCAUGUUAACAUACGUGCGAGUGAUGAUGGUGGACUCACUGAUUCAUGUAAAGUUAUAGUUGAGGUGGUGGAUAUGAAUGACAACAGACCUACUAUUGAUAUUAUGUCAAAAUCUUCUGUUAUACCUGAACAUUCUAAAACUAAUACAGUUGUAGCAAUGAUGAAUGUACAAGACCCUGAUUCAAAUGAACAUGGUAAAGUGCAAUGUAUUAUAAGCAAUGACAGCCCCCUGAGAAUCACAUUAACAUCCAAUAAUUUCUAUACUUUAGUAACAGACAGUGAAUUAGACAGAGAAACAGCGUCAGAGUAUAACAUCACAGUGACCUGCUCUGAUGAAGGAGUCCCCUCCCUCUCCAGCAGCGUCACUCUCACCUUACAGAUCUCUGAUGUGAAUGACAACGCACCUGUCUUUGAGAGGAGCUCAUAUGAGGCCUACAUUGUAGAAAACAACACACCAGGUGUGUCUAUUUUCACCGUGAAAGCCACAGACGCUGACUGGAAGCAGAAUGCGCGUGUUUCUUACAUACUGGAGGACUCCUCUGUGAACGGAGUGCCAGUCUCCUCAUAUGUGUCCGUCAGUGCUGACAGUGGAGUCAUCCACGCAGUGCGCUCUUUUGACUACGAGCAGAUCAAAGACUUCCGCUUCUGCGUCAAAGCACAGGACGGAGGUUCUCCUCCUCUCAGCAGCAACGUGACAGUGAAAAUCCAGAUCCAGGACCAGAACGAUAACCCGCCUCAGGUUCUGUAUCCGGUCCAGACUGCUGGCUCUGUGGUGGCUGAAAUGGUGCCUCGUUCAGCUGAUGUGGGCUACCUGGUGACUAAAGUGGUGGCUGUUGAUGUGGACUCUGGACAGAAUGCCUGGCUCUCCUAUAAACUGCAGAAAGCUACAGACAGGGCGCUGUUUGAAGUGGGCUCACAGAAUGGAGAAAUCCGAACGGUCCGCCAAGUGACGGAGAAAGAUUUGCUCAAACAAAGACUGACUGUGAUCGUGGAGGACAACGGGCAGCCCUCUCGUUCAGCUACAGUCAUUGUGAACGUGGCGGUGGCGGACAGCUUCCCUGAAGUGCUGUCGGAGUUCACUGACUUUCCACACGACAAGGAUUACAAUGACAACCUGACUUUUUACUUAGUGCUGGCUCUGGCUGUGGUUUCUUUCCUCUUCAUCACGUGUUUAGUGGUCAUCAUCUCCGUCAAAAUCUACAGAUGGAGACAGUCUCGCAUCCUGUACCACUCCAGCCUCCCAGUGAUUCCAUAUUAUCCUCCACGUUACUCAAACACUUUGGGCACAGGGACUCUGCCACACACGUACAAUUACGAGGUGUGCAGGACCACUGACUCCAGAAAGAGUGACUGUAAGUUUGGCAGAGCUGGGAGUCAGAACGUGCUGAUAAUGGACCCCAGUUCUACAGGAACCAUGCAGCGGAUGCAGAGUGAGAAGAGCAUCUUAGAUGAACCAGACUCUCCUCUAGAGUUGGAUUACACCCUCAGGACAAUGAGGCGGCAAGCGCUUUUACUGCUCUGCGUUUUCUCUGUCGCCUGCGUAGCGGGGCAGGUCAGCUACUCGAUUCCUGAGGAAAUGGAGAAAGGUUCGUUAGUCUGUAAUGUUGCUCAAGAUUUGGGUUUGAGUGUUGCGAGGCUCAAAUCGGGCAAAGCGCGCCUUCAUUCGGGAGACAGCUCAGAAUAUGUCGAGCUGGACACGAACAGAGGAGUCCUCCUUGUCAGAGAGAGAAUAGACAGAGAGACGCUGUGUGGAGAAACGACGCCCUGUGCUUUACAUUUACAGAUUAUUCUGGAAAAUCCAAUGGAGUUGUUUCGAAUUACAAUAGAGAUUACAGACAUAAAUGAUAACGCUCCCAGUUUUGCGUCGAGAGAAAAACGUUUUGAAAUCAGCGAGUCGGCGAUCGUGGGUUCUAAAUUUGUUCUAGAGAAAGCCGUAGAUGCAGACAUUGGCACAAAUGAUCUUCAAAGCUAUUUGUUAAAACCUACUAACAACUUUGAUUUAAAACUAGAGCAGGAAGCAGAUGGAAGUAAAAAGGUCGAAAUGAUUCUACAAAAACCUUUAGAUCGAGAGCAGGAGGAACGCAUCUCCUUAUUACUGACGGCUGUAGACGGUGGAAAACCACGUAUGUCAGGCACAAUGCAAAUAAUAGUUAACGUUUUGGAUGUGAAUGACAACGCACCUGUUUUCACCAAAUCUGUGUAUAAAGCGGCAUUAACCGAGAACUCUGGGAGAGGAACAAAAGUGAUAACCGUUAGUGCGACCGACAGAGACAAAGGCUCAAACGGAGAAAUAUCAUACACGAUUUCUAACAGCAAGAGGCGGUUAUCAGACCUCUUUCAGAUAGACAAGAAAACGGGAGAAGUCACUUUAGUCGGUGAAAUAGAUUACGAAAAAACCAAGACUUUACAAAUAGACAUUGAAGCUAUGGAUAACGGGGGACUGUCAGAUUCCAGUAAAAUAUUGGUGGACAUAAUGGAUGUUAAUGACAACAGUCCGCAGUUAAAAAUUCUCUCUAAAACAGACUCCAUUUUGGAAGACUCUCUGGGAAAUACUGUUAUUGCAAUGGUGAGUGUAAAUGAUCCUGACUCUGAAAGAAACGGACAUGUGAGAUGUAAGAUAAAUGAGGACAUUCCAUUUAAAAUACAAAACACUAUGAGUGGAAUUUACAGUUUGAUGACAGACAGUGAAUUAGACAGAGAAACAGCGUCAGAGUAUAACAUCACAGUGACCUGCUCUGAUGAAGGAGUCCCCUCCCUCUCCAGCAGCGUCACUCUCACCUUACAGAUCUCUGAUGUGAAUGACAACGCACCUGUCUUUGAGAGGAGCUCAUAUGACGCCUACAUUGUAGAAAACAACACACCAGGUGUGUCUAUUUUCACCGUGAAAGCCACAGACGCUGACUGGAAGCAGAAUGCGCAUGUUUCUUACAUUCUGGAGGACUCCUCUGUGAACGGAGUGCCAGUCUCCUCAUAUGUGUCCGUCAGUGCUGACAGUGGAGUCAUCCACGCAGUGCGCUCUUUUGACUACGAGCAGAUCAAAGACUUCCGCUUCUGCGUCAAAGCGCAGGACGGAGGCUCUCCUCCACUCAGCAGCAACGUGACAGUGAAAAUCCAGAUCCAGGACCAGAACGAUAACCCGCCUCAGGUUCUGUAUCCGGUCCAGACUGCUGGCUCUGUGGUGGCUGAAAUGGUGCCUCGUUCAGCUGAUGUGGGCUACCUGGUGACUAAAGUGGUGGCUGUUGAUGUGGACUCUGGACAGAAUGCCUGGCUCUCCUAUAAACUGCAGAAAGCCACAGACAGGGCGCUGUUUGAAGUGGGCUCACAGAAUGGAGAAAUCCGAACUGUCCGCCAAGUGACGGAGAAAGAUUUGCUCAAACAAAGACUGACUGUGAUCGUGGAGGACAACGGGCAGCCCUCUCGUUCAGCUACAGUCAUUGUGAACGUGGCGGUGGCGGACAGCUUCCCUGAAGUGCUGUCGGAGUUCACUGACUUUCCACACGACAAGGAUUACAAUGACAACCUGACUUUUUACUUAGUGCUGGCUCUGGCUGUGGUGUCUUUCCUCUUCAUCACGUGUUUAGUGGUCAUCAUCUCCGUCAAAAUCUACAGAUGGAGACAGUCUCGCAUCCUGUAUCACUCCAGCCUCCCAGUGAUUCCAUAUUAUCCUCCACGUUACUCUGACACUUUGGGCACAGGGACUCUGCCACACACGUACAAUUACGAGGUGUGCAGGACCACUGACUCCAGAAAGAGUGACUGUAAGUUCGGCAGAGCUGGGAGUCAGAACGUGAUGAUAAUGGACCCCAGUUCUACAGGAACCAUGCAGCGGCUGCAGAGUGAGAAGAGCAUCUUAGAUGAACCAGACUCUCCUCUAGAGCAAGCGGAUCUUUUUCUUUCGGUGGAUGAACCUGAUAGAACAAUGAAGCGGGAGGUACUGUCGUUUUUCUCCGUGCUCUCGCUACCUGCGGUGCUUGCUCAAAUCAGCUAUUCAAUUCCAGAGGAAAUGCCUAAAGGUUCUUUAGUCGGCAAUGUGGCCCAGGAUUUUGGUUUGGAUGUUAAACGCUUACAAGCUGGUAAAGCUCGCAUCCACACAGGAGACGACGCAGAGUACAUUCAGCUCAACAGGGAAAGGGGACUCCUCACAAUUAAAGAAAAAAUAGACCGUGAAGCUCUCUGUAAGCAAGGAACGCUUUGUGCUUUACAUUUUCAGAUAGCAUUAGAAAACCCGAUAGAAAUAAUCUCUGUAACUGUCGAGAUUACCGAUAUUAACGACAACCCCCCCAGGUUUGAAAAGGAAGAGAGGAGAUUUGAAAUCAGCGAAUCUGCGAUUGUGGGUUCUAAAUUUUUGCUUGAAAAAGCAGCGGACCUUGAUAUAGGACUUAAUGGUCUUCAGAGCUACACCCUGCAGCCCAAUGAAAAUUUUAACCUUAAGGUUCACGGUCAGUCUGAUGGGAGCAAGAAGGUGGAGAUGAUUUUACAGAAACCUCUAGACAGAGAGAAGCAGGAGUUAAUGUCGCUUUUGUUAACGGCGAUAGACGGAGGCGCGCCGCAGCGCUCUGGAACCAUGCAGAUUCAUAUUACUGUGUUAGAUGCUAAUGACAACGCUCCUGUGUUUUCACAAGCAGUUUACAAAGCUGCUGUGAAAGAAAACUCAAUGAAGGGGACACUCAUUACUAAGGUUAGCGCCUCAGACGCAGACAAAGGCUCAAAUGGACAGAUCAGUUACGUCAUCGGAAAUAGCAUGGCGGAUAAUUCAAAAUUGUUUCACGUCACUGAAGACGGUCAUGUUCUACUGAACGGACAAAUAGAUUAUGAAAUAGCCAAAAUGUAUGAAAUUGAUGUAGAGGCAGUGGACCAAGGAGGACUUUCUGAUUCAGCCAAAGUCAUAAUUGACGUAGCUGAUAUUAAUGAUAACAAUCCAGUGAUAAAUAUAAUUUCUUCAUCAAAUUCAAUAGGAGAAAAUUCCAAACCGAGCACUGUAGUAGCUAUAAUGAGCGUUAAUGACCCGGAUUCUGAGGAAAAUGGCAAAGUGCGCUGUGCAAUUAAUGAAAAAAUGCUAUUUUCAAUCAAAACUGCAUCAAAUAAUCUUUAUAGUUUAGUGACAGACAGUGAAUUAGACAGAGAGACAGCGUCAGAGUAUAACAUCACAGUGACCUGCUCUGAUGAAGGAGUCCCCUCCCUCUCCAGCAGCGUCACUCUCACCUUACAGAUCUCUGAUGUGAAUGACAACGCACCUGUCUUUGAGAGGAGCUCAUAUGAGGCCUACAUUGUAGAAAACAACACACCAGGUGUGUCUAUUUUCACCGUGAAAGCCACAGAUGCUGACUGGAAGCAGAAUGCGCGUGUUUCUUACAUACUGGAGGACUCCUCUGUGAACGGAGUGCCAGUCUCCUCAUAUGUGUCCGUCAGUGCUGACAGUGGAGUCAUCCACGCAGUGCGCUCUUUUGACUACGAGCAGAUCAAAGACUUCCGCUUCUGCGUCAAAGCGCAGGACGGAGGCUCUCCUCCACUCAGCAGCAACGUGACAGUGAAAAUCCAGAUCCAGGACCAGAACGAUAACCCGCCUCAGGUUCUGUAUCCGGUCCAGACUGCUGGCUCUGUGGUGGCUGAAAUGGUGCCUCGUUCAGCUGAUGUGGGCUACCUGGUGACUAAAGUGGUGGCUGUUGAUGUGGACUCUGGACAGAAUGCCUGGCUCUCCUAUAAACUGCAGAAAGCCACAGACAGGGCGCUGUUUGAAGUGGGCUCACAGAAUGGAGAAAUCCGAACUGUCCGCCAAGUGACGGAGAAAGAUUUGCUCAAACAAAGACUGACUGUGAUCGUGGAGGACAACGGACAUCCCUCUCGUUCAGCUACAGUCAUUGUGAACGUGGCGGUGGCGGACAGCUUCCCUGAAGUGCUGUCGGAGUUCACUGACUUUCCACACGACAAGGAUUACAAUGACAACCUGACUUUUUACUUAGUGCUGGCUCUGGCUGUGGUUUCUUUCCUCUUCAUCACGUGUUUAGUGGUCAUCAUCUCCGUCAAAAUCUACAGAUGGAGACAGUCUCGCAUCCUGUACCACUCCAGCCUCCCAGUGAUUCCAUAUUAUCCUCCACGUUACUCAGACACUUUGGGAACAGGGACUCUGCCACACACGUACAAUUACGAGGUGUGCAGGACCACUGACUCCAGAAAGAGUGACUGUAAGUUCGGCAGAGCUGGGAGUCAGAACGUGCUGAUAAUGGACCCCAGUUCUACAGGAACCAUGCAGAGGCUGCAGAGUGAGAAGAGCAUCCUGGAUGAACCAGAUUCUCCUCUGGAGGUCAGUUACUUCAGAUGACUUUGAUUUAAAAAAAAAACUUGUGAUUUUCUUCAAAUUUCAAGUCACUGGCGUUUUAUCUCCUUUACUCUCACAUCAGUACCAUGGACAGCAUCAGUGGCAUUGAGUGAACUUGUGUCAAAAGCUUUAUCGAACUACCUUUUUUUUUCUAUUUUUAAGAUUACAUUCAUUUAUGCUCUUAAUAAUGUUCAUGUAUAUUCACCAUUAGCUGUUUAGAUUU